CCGUCAUUCGGAAAAAGAAAGAAAGAAAGAAAGAAAAUCUCGUUCAGAUUCCACAAAUCCAGCGUUUGUCCCGUUGUCAGGGAAUAGAUACGUGCUGACCUCCCUAUGUAAUUUCCUAGGAUUCUCUCAUUCUCUCAGUACCGUCAAAACCCCCCUCCUCAAUCAAAAUCCUAAACCCAAUUCCGAUGAAAGUUUUUGAUCGCUCCGUGUUACCUACUUAGCAAGGAGACUGGGGCAUAAGCUAGGAUCUGGGGGACCUUAAAGUUGCAGCACGAUCCAAAAUGGAGAGAUUUCCUCGCGAUAUAUUCUUCAACAUCUUCUCAAGGCUGCCUCUGAAAUCCGUAAUCCAAUCCGGUUACGUAUCGAAGUCCUGGCUCGACAUGAUAAAGCACCCAUCAUUUGCGAAGCUCUACACCUCUAGAUCAAAACCCGAGCCCUCGAUUCUGAUCUUGACUCGUAGGUCGAUUGGAGAAAAGAAAGUGAUCAGCAUAACUCCUGUAGGACACAAGGGCAUCCAACUUGUCGCCGAUGAAAUCUCCGUAGAUAACAUGAUCAGUUCUUUAUCCUGGGGUCUGGUUGGAACUUGCAACGGUUUGCUCUGCUUCGCUUCCGACGAAACGGUCACAAUGGUAUGCAAUCCCGUUACUAGGCAACAUGUCACUUUACCAGAACCUACCAUCGUGGAAUCUGGAGGUUCUUAUUCACCCAUGCUUGCUUUCGGGUUUGAUCGUGUGACGAACAAGUAUAAAGUUGUUCGAGUGUUAUAUCGUAAAAGUUCCACCACUGAAGCCGGAGAGGAGUUUGUGAGAGCUGAGGUGUACACAUUGGGCACUAAUUCCUGGAGAGAAGUUCAGGGCUUUAAUCAUCAUCAUCCUCGUGGAAAGCCAGUGUAUGCAAAUGGGGUUGUGUAUUGGUUGACUAGUCCUCUUAAUGGUCUCGAUGACAGGAUUUUGUCAUUUGAUCUGGGAAAUGAGCAAUUCAAAUUGAUACCACAUCGACGAUACGGCAGCGAAAUUAGCCUUACCGAGCUUGGAGGUCUUCUGUCUGUGGUUGACCUCUCAUCGAGGGAUUUCAUUCAGAUCUGGGUACUGAAAGAUGCUACAAAUAUUCAUUGGGAGCUGGAGUACAACAAUCCUAUUAGAAAAUCCCGGUGGAUUGACCGAGAUCAUCCAAGGUUAGUAUGUGUUCAUGAACUGCGCAACGUACUUGUUAUUUGGCUUCAAGACGUUUUAAUGUCAUAUGAUAGAAGAUCGUUUCUUACUAGAGAUCUUAAGGUAAGGGGUUUUCCCACUUGGUUGGACUGGGAAAUUUGUAGCGGAUACAGGGGUAGUUUAGUCCCGUUGGAGAAUUAUCGUGUCGACGGAGAAAAUGAACAGAGGGAUGUUGUGCAUUUUGUUAGCGAUACGGAGCUUCAUUCGAUUUUACUCAAGGGUGGUGCUUUCGGUGAGCAGAAGACGGAUGGCAGGUGUGACAAAAUUGUUGCUUGUUUUCAGAAGCAUGGUUUGUUGCUUUGAUGCGUUGUGUAAGAGUGAGAUGUUGUUUCAGGAUGUUUUCUUUGUUCUUGUGGGCAGAAUUUGGUAUUCGAAAAAUAAUAGCACUCUCUUGAUGUAAUUACCCAUGAUUUUUAUGAAUGUGCAUGCUCUCACCUA
Messenger RNA from Asparagus officinalis (garden asparagus), 1649 nucleotides. Its product is annotated as F-box protein At3g07870-like. The transcript has 2 exons. The record is from RefSeq and is a predicted model, not a curated record. The coding region runs from base 282 to 1514 and encodes 410 amino acids. Gene Ontology annotation, molecular function: protein binding. Lineage: Eukaryota; Viridiplantae; Streptophyta; Magnoliopsida; Asparagales; Asparagaceae.